Molecule: messenger RNA, 2752 nt
Organism: Mustela erminea (ermine)
Lineage: Eukaryota; Metazoa; Chordata; Mammalia; Carnivora; Mustelidae
Gene: PCDHB1
Product: protocadherin beta 1
Exons: 1
Coding region: 102-2558 (818 amino acids)
Biological process (GO): homophilic cell-cell adhesion
Cellular component (GO): plasma membrane
Molecular function (GO): calcium ion binding
Source: RefSeq, a predicted model, not a curated record
AAAGCCGACUGCCGCAGUUGCAGCAACCUGUUGGCAGAGAAGUGAAGUCUAUCCGCAACAGGUGGUGAGUGGCUGCUGCGAGAGUGCGCCUGUGAGAACGGAUGGCGGUGGCGCACAGAAAACUCCUGCAGAGCAGGCAAGUAGGGUCUCUUCUCUUUAUGUUGUGCGUAUCUGUGGGGAGUGCGGCCACCAUCCGCUAUUCAGUGGCGGAAGAGAUGGAGAGCGGUUCGUUUGUGGCUAAUGUGGCUAAGGACCUGGGGCUGGAGGUAGGGAAGCUGGCUGCGCGCGGGGCGCGGCUGGUUUCUGAAGGCAACAAACUGCAUUUCCGUCUCCACCGUAAGACCGGGGAUCUGUUCGUGAAGGAGAAACUGGAUAGGGAGUCACUGUGUGGCAAAGCUGACCCGUGCGUCCUGCACUUUGAAAUAGUCCUGGUGGAGCCGCUGCAGUCCUUUCGGGUUGAGGUCAGGGUAUUUGAUAUCAAUGACAAUGCCCCGAUUUUCCUGAACAAGGAGCCGCUUUUAAAGAUUCCAGAGAGCACGCCCCUGGGUUCACGUUUUCCUCUGCAGAGCGCCCAGGAUCUGGACGUGGGCCUCAAUGGUCUUCAAAAUUACACCUUGAGCCGCAAUGCGUAUUUCCACCUGCACACCCGCUUUCGCAGUCAUGGGCCCAAAUAUGCUGAGCUGGUCUUGGAUAAGCCCCUGGACAGAGAGGACCAGCCGGAAGUCAACUUGACAAUUACGGCGGUGGAUGGCGGGUCCCCACCCAAGUCGGGCAUCGCGCACAUCCGCGUGGAGGUUCUGGAUGUCAAUGACCACGUGCCUCAGUUCUCUAGGCUGGUGUACCGUGCUCAGGUACUGGAAAAUAGCGCCAACGGUUCCUUGGUGGCCACUGUGAGUGCCACAGACCUGGACGAGGGCUCCAACAAGGAAAUCACUUAUUCCUUGGCUCAAAAUCCAGAAGCAGUUCUCCAAACAUUUCAGGUUGACUCUCACACUGGAGAGGUUCGACUGAGGGGGCCCCUAGAUUUUGAAGCAAUUGAAACAUAUGAUAUUGACAUUCAAGCCACCGAUGGAGGGGGCCUCUCUGCCCACAGCAAAGUCCUGGUGGAAGUGGUGGAUGUUAAUGACAAUCCUCCUGAGGUGACAGUUUCCUCUGUGUCCAGCCCUCUCCCUGAGGACUCUCCACUACAAACUGUAGUGGCCCUUUUCUCUAUUCGAGACCGGGAUGUUCGGGUGGGAGGAAAAAUCACCUGUUUCCUCAGAGAAGACCUUCCUUUUGCGGUCAAACCGACUUUCCGGAAUUCUUACUCAUUGGUUACUGACAGAGGCUUGGAUCGGGAAGAGGUUUCAGGCUACAACAUCACCAUUGUUGCCAUGGAUACUGGACCACCCAGUCUGUUCACAGAAACUGUGAUUGAGGUGUUAAUAGCUGACAUUAAUGACAAUCCCCCAGUAUUUCAGGAAGACUCCUACAUUUUGACUGUUCGAGAAAACAACAGCCCAGCAAUUUUUAUUGGCAAAGUUCACGCUGAGGAUCUAGAUUUGGGUGAGAAUGCCCAAGUAACAUAUACUCUGCUGCCUCCACAAAGUGGAGAUUUAUCAGUCUUUGCUUACAUCUCCAUAAAUUCAGACAAUGGGAAGCUCUAUGCACUUAGAACCAUGGAUUAUGAGGCCAUUCAAAAUUUUCAGUUUGUGGUAAAGGCAACUGAUGGGGGCUUCCUCUCACUGAGUAGCCAGGUUACUGUCAGGGUGGUUGUUCUGGAUGACAAUGACAACCGCCCAAUGAUCUUGUACCCACUGCAGAAUGGCACCUUACCCUGCAACGACCUGGUGCCCAGGUCGGCGGAUGCAGGCUUCCUGGUGACCAAGGUAGUGGCUGUGGAUGGUGACUCAGGUCAGAAUUCUUGGCUUUCGUAUCAUCUCCUUAAGGCCACUGACCCUGGGUUAUUCUCUGUUCAACAACAAAAUGGAGAAAUCCGUACAUUGCGGCAGAUAUCUGAAAGAGACCCCAUGAUUCAGAAACUGAUCAUUCUUGUUCAGGAUCAUGGCCAACCAGCUCUUUCCACUACUGCCUCACUCAACAUCUUGCUGGUAAAUGGUUUUUCUGAACCCUAUCUGCAGUUCCGGGAUCCUUCCAAGAAUCCUACAAGGGUAAAUCCAUCCACUAAAUAUUUGGUCAUUUCUCUGGCUGUGCUUUCCUUUCUCUUUCUCCUCUCUGUCACGGUGAUCUUUGGUAUACACAUCUACCAGAAGGUUAAAUACAGAGAAAAGUUCACAGUUCAAGAGCAUUUCUAUGAUGACUGCAAUUUCCCUAAUAACCUGGUACAAAGAGGGGCCAAUGGAUCGUUAUCUCAACCAUGUCCCUAUGAAAUGUGCUCAGCCACUGGCACCAGCAAUAGUGAGUUUCGGUUUCUUAAACGCUUUAUGCCCAACUUCCCCUUCCCGCAUGGCACUGGAGAGACAAAAACAGAAGCUGGCUCCCGUUUACCACCAGACUCUAAUAGGAAUAGGUCUCAGGGGUCAGAGGACCAUGGCCAAGUACCUGACAACAGUAUGUAGAUUUUACUCAUGAGCUAUAUGUAGGCAUUAUUUAUGUCUCUCCCAAAAGUUCAUUAGUCUUGGCCCUAGAAAUGCUUAGUUCCAUAAAGAUAUCCUGUUAUUUUGCCUUUAAAUUAUUUUCCAUUAGACAGUUACGUAUGCAUAGGGAUGAAAACCAGGUCUUAGUUUUGAUACAUCAGAAAGCAAUUAGAUUU